Molecule: messenger RNA, 2292 nt
Organism: Drosophila novamexicana
Lineage: Eukaryota; Metazoa; Arthropoda; Insecta; Diptera; Drosophilidae
Gene: Jhbp2
Product: protein takeout
Exons: 9
Coding region: 1449-2198 (249 amino acids)
Source: RefSeq, a predicted model, not a curated record
AUGGCAUAUUAAAACAAAACAUUUACCAACACUUUCAGAACAAUGUUUCCAAGAAAUUACCAAAAGUAUCUAUUUAAUUAUUACAAAAAUAUAAUGGGUAAACAGGCGAGUCACUACCUAGAGCUGAAAGGAAACGGGUUCCAUAAAACUGGAUUUUAAUGGAUUGCAACUAACUAUUAGAAAUUAAAUAUUUAGCUCUGGCUUUAUUAGCACUUGCCAGUUUCACUAUCGGUGACAACUAGUUUCUAAAUGCUACUGAACUUAAAAAUUAAACUUGAUUACCAUAUAAGCAGACAGUUCUAAUAAACAAGAAAGUCAAGGAAGUGUAAAAUUCUAGGUCACUUGAAACGCAUUUUGGCACAAAUUCUUCUUGAUUCUAGAUUAGUAUUUAUACCAAUAUAUAUUCUGGCAGUUUUCUCCUGGCAAUAUAGACAAAGCAUAUAAGAAUAUAAGAUAUCGGCUGGCAACAGGAAAACUCUCAACAACAUAAGAUAAACAAACCACAAUGAGCACUACGACCAAUAAAAAUGACCUUGACCGUAGCCAGCAAAACCUGUAAUUCCAAUUAUUCGCACCCGGUCCAAUAUAUGCAACGCGACUGUAGCUGCUGCAUUGUCGGUUGCGCUCAAAAGUAUGCAACAGUUUUUACAACCGGACAAAAGAUUUUCGUUUUAUUUUAUUCACAUGUUAUAAGCUUUAUACAUCAUGUUUGUUUUGUACUUUGCACAAAUUUAAUACAAAAGGAAAAACAAUUUUAUAAAAUGCCAAAAAUUUCGGCUAUUAAAAUUCACAAUGCAUUUUUGCAUUGAAUGGACAUAAAGUUCUUGCAAUCUCUUUUUUUCCUUUUGCAAAUUGCAAUUCUAAGGCCGGGGGCGUGUCAAUGGAAUUCGCCAUAAAGAAGCCAGCGACCGAAGAGCUCACGGCAUGAACUUAACCUUCAAGUAGCGGUACAGCCCAGGCCCCAUACACAGGCCCAGCCCAGAUACAGACACGCCUGCCUAGGCAGACGCAGUUGCAUGUGGCGGCAACGUCUGGUGGGUGUGGCCCCAUUUUGAGGCCUUUGUUCAGCCCGUUGCACUGCCUUUGGCGCUGCUUUCGACGUGCGGGUUCAUUUCUUUUGGCUGGAUUUCGUUUUCGGUUAAAUGGCUUGGUCCAAUGCAGCGUUGGCUCAUUCCUCGCUCAAGUCGCGUGAAAGUUGGACGCCAGUCAGCGCAAAGAAAGCAACCAGCCGACAGCAACAGACGACAACAACAAGCAGCUACCUUUAUAAGAAAGAAAUUCCUACAGCCGAGCAAGAACAAACAAAACAAAAACAAAAUCAAACGCAACGAACUGGUCCGUUUUGACCCACAUACUGCAAGCUGAGAGCCCAGCGCUAGAAUUUCAGUAUUUCGAGCGUCUAGUGAAAUUUACCUACAAAAAACCAACAAUCACAACAACCAACAGUUAUGUGCCACAAAUUUGGAAUAAUAUUGCUGCUGUCCACAGUGGGCGCCAUUUGGGCCCAGCAACAGCCUUACUAUCUGCAGCAAUGCCCUCGCGAUGAGGCAGCUAUUAACGAGUGUCUACGUGAUAGCGGCAACAAAUUGGUGCAUUAUCUGCAAAAGGGCAUACCCGAAUUGGAUAUUUACGAGAUUGAGCCCGUGGUUAUCGAUGAGAUCGGCAUUGUGCUGGGCAGCGGCCCGGAUGGCUAUCGCGCCCUCUUCCGUAAUAUUCAGGCCUUUGGCGUUAGCAAUAUAACUGUUACCAAUGUGCGCUCCGACUUGGACUCGCUGCAGUUCCAGCUAACGUGCGAGAUACCCCGCAUACGCGUCAAGGCCCAAUACCGAUCCACAGGUGUGCUGAUCUUGGUAAAGGCCUCCGGUGCCGGCGAUUAUUGGGGCGAGUACGAGGGCGUCAAGGCCAAGAUCUACUUCAAGGCUAUGGCCAAUGAGGGCGCCGAUGGACGCACAUAUCUGACCACGGACUCGGUCAAAAUGGACUUCAAUGUCAAGGAUAUACAAAUGGGCGUUGACAACAUAGCCAACGGCAACUCGGUUAUACAGGCCGCUCUCAAUCUGUUCAUCAACUCGAACUCCCAGGAGCUGCUCAAGGAAAUGAAACCCGCGCUGCGCACCAAACUGACCCUCGUCAUACGCAACUUCAUGGAUCGCCUGUUCGCCAAGAUACCGCUGGACGAGUGGAUCAACUUGAACUAGUUAAGUCCCUUCGAUUUAGACGUCCGACGAGUACUAUUUAGUAAGCACUAAUUUAUUGCAACAUGACACAAAUUCACCCAAAAAAAAACAAAAA